Molecule: messenger RNA, 3009 nt
Organism: Fusarium tjaetaba
Lineage: Eukaryota; Fungi; Ascomycota; Sordariomycetes; Hypocreales; Nectriaceae
Exons: 7
Coding region: 1-3009 (1002 amino acids)
Source: RefSeq, a predicted model, not a curated record
AUGCCAUUGCAAAGCAAGAGAACAGUCAAGGUCCAUGAGAUCCCCGCAGGCACUUCCGAAAAACAAUAUCUUGACUUCGUUGAGCAUCUUUGUACCAAGCCGCAGAAGCCCUCUAAGUCUCACUUCUCUCGCGUCAUUAAGCACUUUGGGCGAAAGUCGAAGUCGCCGCUGGUUACGUCAGCCUCAGCAUCAGCGGAUGAGUUGGAUGAAGACGUAAACUCGAAGGACGAAACUAAGGUCACCACACCAGCUUCUGGUUCAAGGGGUGAAGGUGAGCAAGCUGUCCCGCUCCUCAACAGUUCUCAGCCGACUGCGAAGAGAUUGAGGAAAACCACUUUUUGUUUCCAGAACGGUCAAUCAGUUGGCACGGUUUCCUUUGAAAAUGAAGCACUCAAAAGGGAGGCUCUGGCGCGACAUAAGGAGAAUGCAAGUUCGUGUUGGAAAGUCGAGGACAACUUUGAUGGAAUCACCAUCCUCUAUGAAGGGCCGAAUGCAAAGUUUGACAUCUGUGUGGUCCACGGACAGGGCGGCAAUGCCAUGGACACUUGGACUGCUGACAACGGUCAGAUGUGGCUCAGAGAUUCCCUGCCUGAGCAUGAGAAGUUCAAAGAAAGUCGCAUAAUGACUUUUGGUUAUGACUCAGACGUGACAGACAGAAGCACCGUUAUGGAACUGGAGAACUGGGCGGAGAGUCUUCUUCGGUCUUUGGACGAAGUGCGAACUGAAGACGAGGAGAAAAAAAGGCCGCUAUUACUUGUCUGCCAUUCUCUGGGAGGACUAGUUGGACGAAAGGCAAUGACUCACUUGAACCCGACAAUCAACCUCCAGAAUAUCAAGCUGUCCCAAUUUGGCAUCGUCUUUUUAGCCACACCGCAUAGCGGCUCAACAAUUGCAGACUGGAACAACUUCUUGGUUGCUACCGCACACGCAGUCGGAGGCGUCAGAACACAGGCGGUCGAAAAGCUACGAUCGUUUAACCCUGCUUCCGUUUGGGAUACGUCGGCUUUUUUAAAUCUUGAACCAUGCCCGCCCUUUCAGUGUUUCGCAGAGGGUCGCAAGAUGCGCGUGAAAGGCAUGGACCAGCAUAUUGUGACACAAUCGUCCGCAACUCUUGGCAAGAAACAAGCAUACCAGAUUAUGAACGUUGAUCACGUUACUAUCUGCAAGUUUGACUCGAAAUUGGGGCCUUUCCUGACGAUCAGUAUGGCACUGUUAGAAUUGCUCAGCGAUGUGACCACUGGUGGCAUCCAGCAACCGAAGGCUCACGACCGUCGUAUGUUUGGCCAGCCGCGGUUCCUUGCACAUGCAUAUCCACCAGAUCGAGGUUACUGGUGGGAGGGAAACGAACUGAACGAUAUUCAACAUCAGGUCACAUCGACCAAGCCUUUCUUUGGGCGAUCCGCGGAGCUGAGGACUCUUGAAUCGUCCUUAGCUGGAGACGGAACGCGCCCGAGUCUUACGGUAGUAAAGGGUAUUGGAGGAAUAGGGAAAACCGAACUACUUCUUCAGUUUGCAACUAAGCAAAGAGGCCGCAGGAAUGUCUUCUUCUUAGGGUCUCAAGAUGGAGAGACAAUUGACAGUGUUCUCUCCAAGCUGUCAACAAGAAUCGGCUUCCACAUGAUCGAGGAUCCGGGUGAGAACCAAGAACGGUGGAGGAGCACUCCCGUCGCUGAGCGCAUUCAGAUCUUCAUCACAUGGCUGGGGGAUAGGUGUAACAGAGAGUCUCUCUUUAUCAUCGAUGACAUAGAAGCUUUUGGAUACUCCAGAAUUCCAGUCAUCUUGAAAUACCCGGCACAACACACGUUGAUUUCCACUCGAGACUCUAACUUGAAACGAGCGGAUCGAGUCUUUCGAGAGCUCCGACUGUGUCCACUAGGUCACGACGAUACAGUAGGAAUCUUGAAAAGCACACUCGAAAGUCUCUCUGCAGACCCAGCAUUUUGGAAUGAUCUUGGGUCUAUUGCCCUUACGAUUCAAGGCCACCCUCUUGCGGCUCGAAAUGCUAUCCCGUUCAUAAUGGACUAUCUGGCAACCUACGAUAGACCCAGCAAAGCAUUUUCGCAACUAUUGGAGGUUCAAGACCCUGAAGAGCGUAGGGUAUUUCUCGAGUUCAGCUUUGAAGGUCGAUCACUUUGGGAAGCCUUUGAUACCUCUCUCGAGCGUCUGGAAUUACAACAGAACUCCCAAAACGCGACCAGCCUUCUUCAGAUACUUCCAUUCUUAUCCUGUGCUAAUGAUCGUGUGGAUGACUUUUUAAAGAUGAACAAGAGCCUGCCAGCUGACAGCGAGAAAGACCUACCAGAUAUGGCGGUGCUCAAGUGUGGUUACACUGUCAUAUCGAACUGGCUAUCCAAGUUGCGCGGUGUCUCCUUUUAUCUCCAAAGUGGCUUGUCUAAUCAUACCAAAGCCAUUGACAUACACCCUCUUGUGCUCCAGUACAUAUUGUUAAGUUUGAAUGAGCGCAGAAGAGUGGAUCUCAUUAGACAGGUCUUGCAAUUGUGCCACGCUUUAAUGGACAUACUGAAUGAGCGUGAAGCAGAGAUCAAGCCGCAUGUUCUCCAUUGCGGUCAAGUCUGUCGAGGACUGGGAAUCUCACUAAGUAGCUUAGGCCUGCCUGAAAGCACUAUCAGGUGGGUGAAACGCUUACUCGAGAUACAAGUAGAGGAGGGAGAAGAUCCAUUCGGUGAUCCGAUCGACUUGUCAUCUGCAGCAGUAGAUGAGUUCGUUAAAGCCUGUAUGGAGACGAAAAAGAGUCUUCGCCAAGGCAGCGAAAACUCUCUGUUUGAGAAGACUAGGAUGAGUCAGAUGCUGAUUAAUUGUGUCAGGGCCUGGAGGGCGCUGAGAUGGUCAAUAGAAGAGCAGGGAGAAAUAGCUGACUAUCUCAAGCCUGAACUUUUAGAGGCGAUGGAAGGACUUCAAGAGAUGGUUAAACUGCGCAACAUGUAUCCAGAUAUCAUUUUGGAACUCGGAUCGUUUCGAGCUAGUCUGAUCGAAGGUUUAGAAGGCUGA